AUGGGUGAGGGAAGCAGAAACAGAGAUGAUACACCUCACUCCCGGACUCUGUGCGCGGGAAACGAGGGGACCCUUGACCCCGGCAGACAGAAAGAGGAAAAAGAGAAGAGGAUUGCCAAACGCUUUCGGACUGGAGAAGCGCAAGAAGGAGCCGGCUCAAUGGUCAGCCAUGCAGACUGCAGACUGCAGGCCGAGAGUGGAAAUGGAAGGUCCCGUUUGGCGGGAAUGAACGCAAGAGAAAAGGAUUGGAAGAAGAGAAGGGAGGGAGUGGAGUGGAGUGGAGUGGCAAAUCAUGGGACGAUCCAAUCCAUCUCGAGCAGCUGCAGAAGAAGGGUGAAAAAGGGAAAGGCUGCAAACGCAGACCUUAUCUCUGAAGGCUUUUCCAUCAUCGAGUCCCAAGUCCCAACGUUGAUCUUCACUCACUCACUCACUCUUGGCAUCCUGUCUGCGUUUGCGCUCAAUUCCUCCUCACCGCGAAAUCUCAAUUUUCCCGCAGCCGAACGAACUGCGGUGGUGAUCUUCCAUGCAACGUCCAAGAAAAUCUCUGCAUCCCUGAGCCUUUUGAAACAGCCCGCGACCCCCAUCACCCACCAAUCGGCUCCCCCAUCGUGCACAUCCCAUGGUCCUGUCCGUCUGAUAAGUAGCCGAUCCCCCUGUCUCUCCGUCCGCUGGAUCAAUCGUGGUCCCGUCCUCUCCAGAUUUUGGUACAACGAGUAUACUCGACGCAUCAUUCCCGUCAUUCCCACCACCACGGACACGCACGAACCCGCCCUGUACGACACGAAAAAAAAAAUCCAACCAUCCCAUCCGGCCCCUCGGUUCCUCCUCGUCGUACGCGGCUACGUGCUUGUCAGCCAUCUUCACAUUGUGUACGACGUUGUACGACGUCCCAAGUAUAGAAAUUACGUGCGUGUGUUGGUUGUGUUUUCGAGUAUCUCGACUGCUCCAACAUCUUUCGGGUGAUGGGGAGAUCACUUGUAAAUUUAU
Molecule: messenger RNA, 987 nt
Organism: Mollisia scopiformis
Lineage: Eukaryota; Fungi; Ascomycota; Leotiomycetes; Helotiales; Mollisiaceae
Exons: 5
Coding region: 1-963 (320 amino acids)
Source: RefSeq, a predicted model, not a curated record